AUGGAAAAACAAAUUGAGCAGAUUGCGUUGCAGGUUUCAAAAAUAGCACCUGGUACAUUUCCUAGUCAAACAGUACCUAAUCCAAGAGGACGAGAAGAAUGCAAUGCUAUACGGACUUUGUGGUCCGGCAUAAGUUACGACAAUGGACAUGAAAAUUCUGCUGGAAAUUCGCAGGCAAUAGAACAGCCCCAAACUAAAUAUGCAAUUUCUGCAGAUUCUGGGCAGUCCCAAGACAGAUCCGAAAAUACCACAAAAACUGCAAAACGGGUUUAUGUGCCUCCUAUGCCUUAUCCUAAAAGGUUGAAACCUAAAGCUAAAGAUCAACAGUUAACAGAUUUUAUGAAGACUUUAGCUAAAGUUCAAAUUAAUUUACCGUUAAUUGAUGCAAUUAAGAACAUUCCAUCUUAUGGAAAGUUUUUUAAGGAUGUUUGCACAAAGAAAAAGAAGCUCGUUGAUUUUGAAAAUGUGAUUCUUACAGAACAAUGUGCUAGUGUAAACUUAAUGCCUUAUUCUGUUUUUAAACGUUUAGGUGAAAGAGAGCUAAAACCAACCUCCAACAUUAUUCAAUUGGCUGACCAUUCAAUUACCUAUCCAAGAGGGAUCAUUGAAGAUGUUAUUAUGAAGGUUGACAAUUUGUAUUUACCAGCUGAUUUUAUGGUGUUGGACAUGGAUGAGGAUUUGACAACACCCAUCAUUUUAGGCCGCCUAUUCCUAGCAGCAGCUCGGACUCUUAUUGAUGUUGAAGUCGGAACACUAACAUUUCGGGUCGAAGAUCAAACAAUUGUUUUUAGGUUGUUUGAAGCAAGCAUACAUUCAGGUGAUAAACAAGAAUGCAUGCGUGUUGAGGCAUUAGAUGGUUUACCGAGUGCCGAGUUUAUGACCAGAUCAUCAACUGACCAUCUGUCCAUAAAGCCCCUGAAUUUGACUCAUGAUUGCAUAAGUUCUAAACCACAGCAACAAAGGGUGCUACAUGAUGACCAGCCGAUUAACAUUAUGAAAAAACAUGAAAAUUUGCCAAGCAGCCCAAAUGUUAAGAAAAUACAGCCUGGUAAAAAAGUGUGGUUGUUAAGUUCCUAUUUCAAAUCAUCUCCAGGGAAACAAGAGUCUCGAUGGAAAUAUCCUUUUCUAGUUACUAAAGUUUUUCAGAAUGAUAAUGUGGACAUCAAGGUUAAAGGCACAGAUUUCUCAUUGAAGGUUACCAAACAUCAACUAAAACCAUGCAUAGGGAAAUUUGGUGCAAGCGAGUCUCUAACUCUGAAGGAACCAGUGAUCUAG
Molecule: messenger RNA, 1275 nt
Organism: Malus domestica (apple)
Lineage: Eukaryota; Viridiplantae; Streptophyta; Magnoliopsida; Rosales; Rosaceae
Source: RefSeq, a predicted model, not a curated record